Drosophila elegans is the source of this 1436-nucleotide messenger RNA. RefSeq names its product peroxisomal membrane protein PMP34 (gene PMP34). Gene Ontology annotation, cellular component: peroxisomal membrane. Gene Ontology annotation, molecular function: FMN transmembrane transporter activity; FAD transmembrane transporter activity; ATP transmembrane transporter activity. NCBI's taxonomy places the organism in Eukaryota, Metazoa, Arthropoda, Insecta, Diptera, Drosophilidae. Bases 305 to 1249 code for a protein of 314 amino acids. The transcript is spliced from 3 exons. The record is from RefSeq and is a predicted model, not a curated record.
UCAUACUGUUUGUGAAUGAAAUUGUAUAUGGAAAAGGUGAAUAUGUGAAUCAUUUAUUAAAUCGUGAUCCAGGAGGCACAACAAAGGGUUCAACGCUGACGCCCACAUAGCCACCACCAUCGCCUCCUCCUCCGCCGAUUAAAAUUAAUCUAAUCUCGACGAAGCAGCGACUGCGCUGCCGCAACUAAAUUUUUAACUACCGGCGGGUCGACGACGUCUCAAUCAGUAAACACUCGCCCGAAGACGCCGCCGGACGUCCCAAUCCAGAGAUCCCACCCAGCAGUCCGCCGAACAAACACCCAGAAUGGUGGCCCCCUCGAAACUCAGCCAGGUGCUGAGCUACCAGAACUUCGUUCAUGCCGUCUCCGGAGCCGCGGGUGGCUGCAUCGCCAUGAGCACCUUCUAUCCACUGGACACUGUGCGUUCCCGCCUGCAACUGGAGGAGACUGGUGAGGUGCGGAGUACCAAGCAGGUGAUCAAGGAGAUUGUGCUGGGCGAGGGAUUCCAGUCGUUGUACCGGGGACUUGGUCCUGUUCUCCAGAGCCUGUGCAUUUCGAACUUUGUCUACUUCUACACAUUCCACGCCCUCAAGGCGGUGGCUUCGGGUGGAUCCCCCAAGCAGCACAGUGCCCUCAAGGAUCUGUUCCUGGGCAGCAUAGCGGGCAUCAUCAAUGUGCUGACCACCACACCAUUCUGGGUGGUCAACACCCGGUUGCGUAUGCGCAAUGUGGCUGGCACAUCGGACGAGGUGAACAAGCACUACAAGAACUUGCUGGAGGGUCUCAAGUAUGUGGCCCAGAAGGAGGGCAUCGCUGGCCUGUGGUCCGGCACGAUUCCCUCGCUGAUGCUGGUCUCCAAUCCCGCCCUGCAGUUCAUGAUGUACGAGAUGCUGAAGCGGAACAUAAUGCGCUUCACCGGCGGCGAGAUGGGCAGCCUGAGUUUCUUCUUCAUUGGUGCCAUUGCCAAGGCCUUCGCCACGGUGCUCACCUAUCCGCUGCAGUUGGUCCAGACCAAGCAGCGCCAUCGCAGCAAGGAGUCGGACUCGAAGCCCUCCACUUCGGCGGGAUCUCAGCCGCGGACGGAGAGCACGCUGGAGCUGAUGGUCAGCAUACUGCAGCACCAGGGCAUCCGUGGUCUGUUCCGCGGCCUGGAGGCCAAGAUCCUGCAGACCGUGCUCACCGCCGCCCUGAUGUUCAUGGCCUACGAGAAGAUAGCCAGCACCGUGGUCAUGCUGCUCAAGCGCAACUAAAAAACCGAGGCUCUAGUCUACACCUAGUCUUACUCAACUAACUACCCAUAGGCUAAGCUAUCACACAAAAACAGACACAAUCUGACUUAGGAUAUGGCCAGCAGAACAGACUCUACUCCAAAGUUUAGCCGCUAAGCGUCAAUGGAUUAAAGAAACGAUUUAAAUUUUUAAAGAAAGAGAAUAAUAA